Messenger RNA from Melopsittacus undulatus (budgerigar), 515 nucleotides. RefSeq names its product RNA polymerase I subunit G (gene POLR1G). Lineage: Eukaryota; Metazoa; Chordata; Aves; Psittaciformes; Psittaculidae. The record is from RefSeq and is a predicted model, not a curated record. The transcript has 3 exons. The coding region runs from base 1 to 465 and encodes 154 amino acids.
AUGGAGGGCCCGUUACGGUUCCAGUGCCCCCCCGAGUUCGAGGCUGCCCCCCCCCCGGGCCCUUCCUUGGUUGGUGCCGCCCCCGAGCUGUGGCUGAUCCGGGCCCCCCCCGACUUCAACCCCGAGAGCCUGGAGGGCUGCUCCGUGCCCCUGGACCACUCGGUGCAGUUCCAGCCGCUGCCGCACGGGGGCGCAGCUGAGCCCAGCGGCUCCCAUUGCCUCUAUGGGGCGCGGGGGGCGCCGGGGGGGGCCGGGGGGCUCCUCCUCUUGACCCCCACGGCCCCAAGCGGAGCCUUGGGCUGUGCCCCCCCCCUGCAAGGGGUCCUCUCCAUCACCCAAAGCUUCGGGGCCCCCCCCGAGCCCCCCCCAGGGAGGAGGAAGAGGAAGAAGAGGAAGAAGGAGGUGAUGGAGGAGCCCCCCGAGGGGGGCAGGAGGGGGAAGCACAAGGAGGAGGCAAUGGGGUGACCCCCACGGCCCCAUUACCCCAUAGCCCCCCAUUAAACACCAUUAAACCA